This is a messenger RNA of Hippoglossus stenolepis (Pacific halibut), 2550 nucleotides long. RefSeq names its product RNA polymerase I subunit G (gene polr1g). The transcript is spliced from 3 exons. Lineage: Eukaryota; Metazoa; Chordata; Actinopteri; Pleuronectiformes; Pleuronectidae. The coding region runs from base 142 to 1146 and encodes 334 amino acids. The record is from RefSeq and is a predicted model, not a curated record. Gene Ontology annotation, biological process: transcription by RNA polymerase I.
CGGAAGUGACGUACUUACGAGUUCGGAGUUCAUCCCGUGUCAACACAUGUGCGUCUCCCCCCGGCAGCCACGAGUCCGCAGCCAGGAAGCUGCUUCACUUCAGCGGCUUGAGGCUCGUUUGCCUUAAAACAAGUUCAUAAAAUGCCCAAAGUCGUUUCAUCUUCAUCCAGUGAAGAGGAAGAGGAGCCUCGAGCUGCAGGAACACAACACAAACCACAAGAGAAGAAGAAGAAGACCAGGUACCAGUGUCCUGCUGACUUUGUGUCUUUCUGCCACGCCCCCUGCAGCAGCACACGGACUGAGAGUCUGAGCAACAACAAGAACGAGUUAUGGCUCAUUAAAGCUCCGGCCAACUUCGAUCCAGAAUGUUUCAGUGGCAUCAAGGUUCCUCUCUCAGGCCUGGAGACCGUGAAGGUUCCCACAGCUGCAGGCGGAGCCACGACUGCCAGCGGCCAGAAGAUCUACAGCAUCCUGGCGUCGUCCCACGGCACCUCAGAGCUCCACUUGCUCACCACAGACAAGCAGUCGUCGGAUGGCGUUGCUUUCGCUCCUGCUUUUUCAGGCUUGAUAAAUGUGUGUGAGAGCUACGGAAACACCAGCGCUAACUGGGCUCCUCAGGUCAUCCCCGCCGCUCCUGCACCCUCCAUACCACCGGGGCUGAAACAGCGAUUCCAACCCUUUGGCAGUAGGACUCCCACGCUGACCUGUGUGGCAGAGAACGAGACGGACGGAGCCGCCUUCGGGCCCUCGUCUACAACUCUCCGGCCCCUGGUAGUCAAACGAUACAUAGAGGAAGCAGGAAAUGAGGAAGAGGGUGAGGGGAGGAGGAAGAAGAAGAAGAAAAAGAAAGAAAAGCAGAUAAAGUUGGAGCGAGAGGAGUCGGAGGAGUUGGUGAAAGUGGAACUUGAAGCUGAAAUUAAGGAUGAAGUGAUGACAGAGCUCCCAGAGGAGAAGAGGAAGAAGAAGAAGAAAAAGAAGGACAGGGAGCGAGAGGAGGUGGAAGAGGGAGUGGAGCCCAGUGUGGAGGUAAAGGCUGAAGAGGUAACGGUGAAAUGUGAACCAAUGGACACUUCGUAUGGUGAUGAAGGGGAAGGAUUGGUAAAGAAGAAGAAAAAGAAGAAGAAAAGCAAAACUGAUGACGACUAGUCUGUUGUUGUCUUUAAGUUUUGUUUAGUUUUGACUUUCUAAAAUCGCCUGGGAGUCCAUUUCCUUCUGAAGUUGUUUUCAGGCACGAGCUCUGGAGGAUGUCCGCACCUCUGGCUCCAGACUUUCUCUGGCGUUUUCUUUCACACAUUAACCACGCAGCAUGAGAUUCUCCACUCAGCUUCUCCACACAGAAAUCUCUGGGGCGUUCAGGUGAGAGUUGGUGCAGCAGGCGGAGGCGGGACGUUUAAAUGCUGCUGUGGAGAUCACGUGUUGUCGUUUACAGCACAUCGACACCAGCGUCCGCUCUUAUCACCGAAAGCUCUGACAUCUUCACUUGGUGCGCGACGCUCCACGUUUCAUCCUGAGAGUUUUGCGUUUCUUGCGUGUUAGAAACGCCAUCAACACGCCUACUCGCUCGCGGUAAAUCCUCCGGAGCUUCUCCUGCCAUGUUCUCACGUCAGCUCCCUCAAACAUUGUCCAAAGUUUUUAUUAGGGGCCUGGCAGGAGAAACUCUGGAGAAUGUCCGGAGCCUCUCACACGGACAUUUUUGUUGUCACAUACAGCCCCUCCGGAGAAUGUGUGGAGUUCAGUGCAGGUCUGAAAGAAGCUUAAUUCAAUCCAUGCUAUUGAUAGUUGAGAGAUUAUAUAAAGCAGGGCAUUGUAGUUUGGGAAAAAAGGAGAAAAUACAUCUUGAAUCAGUUAAAUUCGGACACAAAUUAUAAAGUGGGUUCGUUCCAGCAUCGUCAAAUCCAAUGUUCUUAUAAUCCUGAGCUCAGUAUGACACACAGAGCCUGUGUGCAGCUGCAGGCGACUACGAGUGACGGGUAAUGAGAACGUACAGGAGGAAUUUCUGUGUUUUCCACCAGCGUCUGUCAAGUCGUGGCCGAUUGUGUGGGACAGUGUUUCUGUGUUUGUGUACAUAUUUACGUUACUGGGGGAAGUAACGUCACCAGUUUGGCUGCUGACUCAGAAAAACCAGAGCGGUUACAAUGGCAGAAUAAUGGUUCAGUGUCACGUAAGGCUGUUAGUAGCUGGAGCUGAGUCACAUGCACUGCAGGAAUUACGUGUGUGCAGGGAAACACAUGUUGGAGAACAAACUCCAAACGUGAUUAAAUGAAUUGAAAGAAAAAAAACGGUGGUGGUGUUUUUCUUUGUCGUGCAAUCGGCUCCUGCCAGUGUUGGACUGCAGCACAACAUGUUCCUCUCAUGCCUUGUUAACACACUGACUCCAUCCAGACGGAAUGACUCUUGUACUUGUGUUGUAACUCUGUGGCUUUUAUGUUGUGCAACUGCAGGAAACAACUGUCUUAUUUACAGGACUGUAGUUUUCUACUAAUCCGGAAAACAACAUAUCAGAAGCAGCUGUCUCAUCAGAAGAAUAAAAGAUUUGUGUUAGAUAAACUA